Molecule: messenger RNA, 1113 nt
Organism: Darwinula stevensoni
Lineage: Eukaryota; Metazoa; Arthropoda; Ostracoda; Podocopida; Darwinulidae
Source: the annotation of a GenBank genome assembly
AUGAAUGAUAGGUCUGAGAGACAGGGACGGGAAGAUCCUCGUUUUCUUCAGAUAUCGAUCUGUUCGGCGAUCGUGAAGGGGUUCAUCACGGAGGAGAAAGAGGGAUACCGUCUAUCCCAGUCUCUCCUUGGAGGCGAAGGAAAGUCGACCUUUGACCCUAUACGAUGUCAGUAUGUUCUUGGUGUUGAUGCACCUUUUCUGCGGUUAUCACGAUCGGUGCAAUUCGUGGGAGGGAGCAACGGAGAGUGGAGAUAUGGGAGAUUCCGCGGCACGGGUCAAAGCGGCUGGGAUAUAAAAUGGGGCGGAGGCCCCGAGGCUGGUCAACAGUUCCCGCUGGGCUUCUCGCCGUGCUGUGCUCUCCUCCUCCUCCUCCUCCGCCUCCAGAGCAAUACUUACCUUUCCUCAAGCGAAAAAGUCAUGGAUCAUUUUCUGGUGCCCAUCCUGGCCCUGCUGGGUGCCACAAGAGCCACCUUGGGUUCUCUGCCCCCAGCCUAUGCGACCCACGAGGUAGGUGCUGGAUACCACCGACAGUACCACUUGAACCCCGCACCUUAUCCUCAUCCGGAUCCAUAUCCGGCCGUGCACGAUUACGGGUAUCACAAGGAACCCCUGAUCUACCCUCACGAGAUCCAUGCACCUCCUGCUCACCCUCCCUACCCUCCAAAGAAGCACGGAAAGGCCCAGGUGGAACUCCAUCGUACGCAGGACGGCUUUUCAUAUGAGCUCGUGGAGACCGGAGACGGAUCGUACACUAAGGUGACUCAGACGCAGGACUUCCACAAGAAGCAUCCUUACCCCGCCCCCAAAUACCCAAAGUACGUGGAACCAGAGUACCCCAAGUACGAACCGGAGUAUCCCAAAUAUGAACCGGAGUAUCCCAAAUACGAACCGGAGUACCCCAAAUAUGAACCUGAGUAUCCCAAGUACGAACCGGGGUACCCUUCCUACGAGACUGACUACCCAAAAUACGAGACAGGAUACCCGAAAUACGAGCACAACGAGUAUCCGGUAUACGACUCCAAGUAUUCCAAGUACCACCAUGUGAAGCACCCAUAUGGCCACAAGGAUCCGUACCCUCUCCCAAUCCGGAGGUACAAGGUGAACAGGAAGUGA